UCCCUUCACCGUCACCAAAGCAACAAAAACGAAACGGGAAUAAACAGCUUCCAAAUUGUUCCUUCUUCACUUUCCUUAACCGACGCGCUUACCCUCUGCUUCGCUUCUCAUCAUCAUCGCCAUCGUCAUCGUCGUAUUCUUCAUCGCUCAAUCGCUUCUCGCAUUCUUGGUGGUGGUGGUGCUGAUGAUGGAACUUCAAGCGAUUCACCGCAAUUUGUAUUCACCAAACAUGACCAACCAUUGUUGAAAACGAUUUCUUCUGAUUUUUUUGGUUCUAGCUACCGGUGGUUGUGGAUUUUUUCUGAUUUAGGGUUUUGUAAUUUUUGUGGGUUUUCCGAUGACGUAUUAUGAGGAUGAAGGCGGUGGUCGGAGAGUGGAGGUGGUGUGUCAAAUUGAGGAUAAUAAUAUUAAUGGGGACUAUGUCAAAUUGGGGCCCGGUGCUGUAGACGAUUCUCCGCCAGCUCCUCCUGCGCCGGGGAGAAGAUCGGCUCUGUGGUUUUGGGUGAAACUGGUGGUGCUGAUUUUGUUCGUGGGUUCGUUGGCUGUUGUUGUGAUCAAGUGGGUUGGACCCUAUUUCAUUGACAAGGAGGUUAUUCCAAUAAUAAAUUGGGAAACUGAGACUUUCAGUACCCCAGUGCUUAUCCUUUUGGUAUUUGUUUCGGUAGCGCUGUUCCCGACCUUACUUUUGCCAUCUACACCCUCUAUGUGGGUGGCUGGAAUGACAUUUGGUUAUGGCUUUGGGUUCUUGCUGAUAAUUACUGCAGCAGCUAUUGGUGUGUCACUCCCUUUUUUCAUUGGCUCAACCUUCCAUCAUAAAAUUGAAGGAUGGUUAGAGAAGUAUCCAAAGAGAGCUUCUGUUAUAAGAUCUGCUGGUGGAGGAAACUGGGUUCAUCAGUUUCGAGCAGUUACCUUGAUUAGGAUUUCUCCAUUCCCUUACAUAAUCUACAACUAUUGUGCUGUGGCAACAAAUGUUAAGUAUGGGCCUUACAUUAUUGGAUCCUUGGUUGGAAUGGUGCCGGAAAUAUUUGUUGCAAUCUAUACCGGAAUAUUGAUUCGGACUUUGGCUGAUGCUUCACAUGAAAAGCGAUCUCUGUCUGCGCCGCAAAUCAUUCUCAAUGUUCUAGGAUUCUGUGUAACUGUGGCCACGACCAUUGUUGUCACAGUGUAUGCUAAGAGACGGCUCAAGGAGUUACAGAGUGAGGAUGACGAGUCGUUGUUGAGAUAGUCCAGUUUUUUUAGUCUGGGCUUUCAUUGCUUACUGUAAGAAGCAGCCACUCCUAUAUGAUGCUGGCAAGUGCUUCUCAUUGCCCUGCUAGGAGAGGUUUGAUCUAGUAACUUCUUCCAUGGAAAGGGUUGACAGUCAAAUGUAUUAUAACUGGGUUGACCAAGGAUUUCGGAGGAACAAGCUAACAUGACUAACACCCUCGGCGUCUCCGUGUCCUGCUUCUUUUAUGGUUCACAAAAAAUGUUUUCUUUGUUAGUGCUUCUAUCUCAUUUAUCAUUGUAUAUGAAUUCAUAGGAUUGGAUUGUGUAUAUCAAGUACAUCAAUGUUUGUUGACUUGCCAGCAUGCCACUGGAAUUAUGCUCUGUCUGCUUUGUUUAA
Lotus japonicus is the source of this 1603-nucleotide messenger RNA. RefSeq lists its product as uncharacterized. NCBI's taxonomy places the organism in Eukaryota, Viridiplantae, Streptophyta, Magnoliopsida, Fabales, Fabaceae. Bases 338 to 1225 code for a protein of 295 amino acids. The transcript is spliced from 4 exons. The record is from RefSeq and is a predicted model, not a curated record.